Molecule: messenger RNA, 828 nt
Organism: Penicillium longicatenatum
Lineage: Eukaryota; Fungi; Ascomycota; Eurotiomycetes; Eurotiales; Aspergillaceae
Product: Zn(II)2Cys6 transcription factor domain-containing protein
Exons: 3
Coding region: 1-828 (275 amino acids)
Biological process (GO): regulation of DNA-templated transcription
Molecular function (GO): zinc ion binding; DNA-binding transcription factor activity, RNA polymerase II-specific
Source: RefSeq, a predicted model, not a curated record
AUGGCAGCGCGUAUGUCAAGAUCACCAUCUGAUGACUCGCACUUUGAGAUUGUUCGCAAGCGUGUGGGCAAGGCCUGCGAUCGCUGUCGGAUGAAGAAGUCCAAGUGUGACACAGCCACGCCAUGCUCACGCUGCCGAUCGGAUAAUGCCAUUUGCGUGUUCGGCGGGAACAACAAAGCUGCCGAAAAAGAGUAUCCUCACGGAUAUGCUGAGAAGCUCGAACAACAACAAGCCUGGCUAGUCAAUGGUCUCCAAGAACUCUACCGUCGCAUAAAUGAAGGUGAAGGGUGGCCUGGUGAGCAUCUGAAGCUCAAGCCCAACGGCCAGCCUCUCAUCCACGACAUUCUUAAACGCCUUGGCGCCCUGGAUCUCGUUAUUGGUCAGCGUUUUGAAGAGAAUACAAAAUUAAUACAGAGAAGACUAUGGCGCAGGGACACCCAGUGCCACGCAUCGGCCGAUGACAGCUUUACGGACAUGCAGUCGCCUGUUCUCCACCCAUAUCUCUCCUCCGACGUCUCCUCUCAGCACAGCGAGCCCUAUAGCCUGUCCAAGCGAAUCCCUAUGCCAGACACAUCACAAGGCAUUGCUUCAUCAAUACAGGGCGACGUGAGUCCGGUCACUCAUCAGCAUGAGCCAAAGAAGUGGCAAGGUAGUAGCGAAUGUGCUUUCAAUCUCUUCGAUGAGCUGAAUAUGAUGCCCACCCCUGACUAUUCCAAUCUGGUCUUCGAUGAACGUAUUCCACCAUCUAUUUUCAGUUAUCAGCUGCCAAUGGAUUGCAUCGUGCCAAAUGAAUAUGAAGACCUUUAUCAGCUCGGCGGAACAGACUAG